AUUAUUUGUUAUUAUUAUUAAUCAGUUUCAUGAAUUGAAUAAAAGGGUUAGAAAUCGACUCUAAGUCUACUGUAUAAACUUGAAGGAGAAGCCAUUCACGGUUAAUUAACUAAACUUAAAUGACAAAUGUCUUCAAACGUCGAACAAGAUAUCGACAUAAUGUAUGGUUUAAAAACGGUUUUGAGUCGAAUAGAAACUGCGGUAUCUAAGAGAAGUAAGGAUUUACCGCAAAUAGUACCGACAUUAGUUGCUGUUUCUAAGAUAAAGCCAGCAUCGUUAAUAAUACAAGCAUAUGAAGCUGGACAGCGGCACUUUGGUGAAAACUAUGUGAAUGAACUGUCAGAAAAGGCAAAUGAUCCCCAAAUACUGGAGCUUUGUAAAGAUAUUAAAUGGCACUUUAUUGGUCAUUUACAAACAAAUAAAAUAAACAAACUACUUCAGUCACCUAAGCUUUACAUUGUUGAAACAGUUGACUCUGCAAAACUUGCAGAUAACUUAAAUAAGCAGUGGGAAAAAUUCCGCCAAGGAGAUGAUAGGCUACGAGUUAUGGUGCAAGUUAAUACAAGUGCUGAAGAAGCUAAAAAUGGCAUAGAACCUUCAAAAGCUAGCACAUUAGUGAAGCAUGUGUUAGAAAAUUGUCCCAACCUUAAUCUUAAGGGUCUUAUGACUAUUGGCCAAUAUGAUUAUGAUGUGACUCUUGGGCCAAAUCCAGAUUUCUUGUUACUUGCCAAAUGUAGAGAAGAUGUUUGCCAAAAUCUCGAUCUGGACAUCAAUGAUGUUGAAUUAUCUAUGGGAAUGUCAGCAGAUUAUGAACAUGCCAUUGAACUGGGAGCAACAACUGUUCGCGUUGGUUCUACAAUAUUUGGUGCUAGGCCUCUAAAAAAAUAAUAAGACAAAACUAGCAUUAGUAAAAUUGUGAUAUCUGUUGUUCUUUGUUAAAUAAUAUUAUUGAAAUAAAUUUUAUCACUGA
Molecule: messenger RNA, 970 nt
Organism: Pieris rapae (cabbage white)
Lineage: Eukaryota; Metazoa; Arthropoda; Insecta; Lepidoptera; Pieridae
Product: pyridoxal phosphate homeostasis protein
Exons: 5
Coding region: 127-888 (253 amino acids)
Cellular component (GO): intracellular anatomical structure
Molecular function (GO): pyridoxal phosphate binding
Source: RefSeq, a predicted model, not a curated record